This is a messenger RNA of Laccaria bicolor S238N-H82, 360 nucleotides long. RefSeq lists its product as uncharacterized. The record is from RefSeq and is a predicted model, not a curated record. The transcript has 5 exons. The coding region runs from base 1 to 360 and encodes 119 amino acids. NCBI's taxonomy places the organism in Eukaryota, Fungi, Basidiomycota, Agaricomycetes, Agaricales, Hydnangiaceae.
AUGCAAGGUACCUUUGGCCGCUUGUGCAUACCCCUUCAAAUUGCAUACCACGAAAUUCGGGGUGAUCUCCUCGAAACCUUUGCUUGCCUUUUCAAUCUCAGGGCGUGGGAUGUUGGUAUCAACCAGAUACAGAAGCAAUGGGGAGUAACUACAUUGGACAUGAAGGAGUGUGAGGUAGGUAGGAGGGUGUUGAGCAAUUGGACCUUGAGUUUUUUCAACUUUGACUUUCCUAUCAACUGGUUUGUCAUCUUCAUCAUCGGAAGUGAUGACAAUGGUGUCACUGGCAUUGACAAUAUCCCCAUCAUCAAGGUUGCGAGAGCCAGCCUUGUUGUUCAUGAGCUUCUCAAUUUCCUGAUGUAA